Molecule: messenger RNA, 966 nt
Organism: Camellia sinensis
Lineage: Eukaryota; Viridiplantae; Streptophyta; Magnoliopsida; Ericales; Theaceae
Source: RefSeq, a predicted model, not a curated record
AUGGAACCAGAUGUAUUUAUUAAUUUGUGCGAGGCACUUAAGGUAUAUGGUAAACUGGAACACUCAUGUUAUCUGACUGUCCAAGAGCAAGUUUGUAUAUUUUUGCUAACAAUUGGUCACAACGAACGAAUUCAUGUUGUCCAAGAGCGAUUCCAACAUUCUGGGCAGACCAUCUCCAAAUACUUCAACCGAGUCUUGAAGGCAGUGUGUAGGCUUGGUAAACAAGUUAUAAGGCCUCCAGAUUUUGAUAAGGUGCCUGCAGAAAUUCGACAUAAUCCACGUUUCUAUCCUUUUUUUAAGGAUUGUGUUGGAGCAAUUGAUGGUACCCACAUAUCUGCAAGGGUGCCAGCAUCAGAGCAAAUACCAUAUCGGGCCGGUUGGGAGGGCAUUGCAAAUGAUUCAAGAGUGUUCAUUAAAACUGUACAUGAUCCAGCAAAUUUAUUUCCAAUGCCACCAACAGAUAAAUACUAUGUUAUCGACUCGGGUUAUACAAAUAUGCCUGGCUUUUUAUCGCCAUAUUGUGGUGAGAGGUACCAUCUAAAUGAGUUUCGUAAUCAACGUCGACAACCAAGAAACAAGAAGCAAAUGUUCAAUUACCGACACUCCUCACUGCGCAAUGUGAUUGAGAGAUGCUUCGGUGUCUUGAAGGCUCGUUUUCCAAUUUUGAGAGACAUGUCUCCAUAUUCAACUAAGACGCAGAGAUACAUCCAGAUUGCAUGUUGUACAAUACACAACUGGAUAAGAAUACAUUCUCAAAGUGACACAUUGUUCGCUGAAUGGGCCAAUCCAGAUCGUAUCGUUGAAGAUGAUGGGCCUAGUGGAGGUGGUAGUGGCAGCUCGACAUAUGGAGGAAGUAGUUCUCAGCAACCAAUUGACUUAGACAUUAGUCAACCUCAACUAUGUCACAUGUCUGAUGUAAGGAAUCAAAUUGCUAGUCAAAUUUGGGAAUCUAUUGAAAACAAUUGA